Scleropages formosus (Asian bonytongue) is the source of this 1925-nucleotide messenger RNA. RefSeq names its product solute carrier family 14 member 2 (gene slc14a2). The transcript has 11 exons. Gene Ontology annotation, biological process: urea transmembrane transport. The record is from RefSeq and is a predicted model, not a curated record. The coding region runs from base 556 to 1911 and encodes 451 amino acids. Gene Ontology annotation, cellular component: membrane. Gene Ontology annotation, molecular function: urea transmembrane transporter activity. Lineage: Eukaryota; Metazoa; Chordata; Actinopteri; Osteoglossiformes; Osteoglossidae.
UUGAUGUUUUUUUCUGGGUGUUUCUAAGAGAAUCGAAAAGAGAAAAUUAUAGCGGUUCAUUAUGAUAGUGUAAGCGCAGGCAGUGUGUUCUGUCUGGAGAGUUUGAUACGUUUCCGUUGGUUUUGUACUCGGUUGUGUCGAACGAGACAAAAUAGGUAAUUAAAAAUAGCCCUCGAACGGGAAAGUUUUCACUUCAGGCCGUUACGUCGCGCUGCCGGACGGAGAACUUAAGGAACCCGCCGGCCGAUACGACAGCGCUUCGGGCCGCCUUGGACUCCAGUGGACGAUACUGGACUCUCCUGGCUGUUGCGUGGACAGCAGACGAAGUAAACUGCGUUUUUUUUUUUUUUACCCCUGACUGAAGCGGCCAUAUAUUUUUUGGCCUCAACGUGAACGUUUGGUCUCUCGAGCAGACCUGCGACGUAAGGGAUCCGACUUGUAAAGAACACAGAUGCAGUUCUUCUGAAUCCAUGGAGAACUCAUCUGGGCAUCCAGCUGUUCUGGCAGCAAUGGUGUGGAGCAGGAGGUUCUUAACCUGAGGAAUCAAUUCUACUUAUGAUAAACAAAGGCCAGAACGUCAUGGAGCCAAAGAAGUCUGAAAACCGCAGCUUAUUCCAGAAGACCAAGACCAAGGUGUUCAAACUGGUCUCCUACAUCUCAGGAGACAUGAUGGUCUAUGGAGAAUGGAUGAAAGGACAGUUCUUUUUAUUGCAACUGAUGGACUGGGUUCUCCGUGGAGCUGCUCAGGUUAUGUUUGUCAAUAACCCACUGAGUGGAUUGAUUAUAUUUGGGGGACUGAUCCUGCAGAACCGGUGGUGGGCUCUCAAUGGUUUCGUGGGCACCUUGUUUGCCACUAUCUCUGCCCUCAUCCUCAGGCAAAGCAGAGGGGCAAUAGCUGCUGGUCUUUACGGCUACAAUGGAAUCCUAGUUGGUCUGCUAAUGGCCGUGUUCUCCGACAAGGGUGAUUGGUACUGGUGGCUUCUCCUUCCAAACAUUGUUAUGUCUAUGGCAUGCCCAAUAGUUUCAAGUGCCUUGGCUUCAAUCAACAGCAGAUGGGAUCUUCCUGUGUUCACCCUACCCUUCAACAUCCUUGUGUGCCUGCACAUGGUGGCUACAGGCCACUACAACAGCUACUUCCCCCAGGUCCUUAUCCAGCCCAGGACCUCCCCUGUCAACAUCACCUGGUCUGAGCUGAAUGUGCCCAUGCUUUUCCGUUCAAUCCCUGUUGGAAUUGGUCAAGUGUAUGGGUGCGACAACCCCUGGACAGGGGGGAUAUUCAUCAUCUCCCUCUUCAUUUCGUCCCCCAUUACAUGUGUUCACGCAACCAUUGGCUCUGUUGUUGGUAUGGUCUCUGGUUUGGCUCUUGCUGCCCCAUUUGAAAACAUCUACUUUGGCCUGUGGGGCUACAACUGUGUUUUGGCAUGCAUCGCAAUUGGGGGCAUGUUCUAUGCCCUGACCUGGCAGGUUCAUCUCUUGGCUAUAGCUUGCGCUUUUUUCUGUGCUUACCUAAGUGCUGCCAUCGCCAAUCUGAUGUCCACUUUUGGACUCCCAGCAUGCACCUGGCCCUUCUGUCUGUCAGCGCUCACCUUCCUGCUGAUCACCACAGAAACAAAAAGAAUACACAAACUGCCUCUUGCCAAGGUGACUUACCCUGAGAAAAAUCUCCUAUACUUCUGGAAAAUGGAAAGAGCUCAGAAGGCUGAGAAAAAUGACAACAAAGGAGCUGAGGGACAGAAGGCAGAAAAUGAGAUGGUGGUAGUCACUGGAAAUGACCAAACAGAAAUAACACAAGGGGAGCAAAUACUUGCAGAUCAUUCAACAGAUGACACAAGAACCGAGGCAGGAGCACAAACGGAAAGGAAUGAUCAUGAGCUGACAGAAGUGAAAACAGAAUAUUCUUCAUUUUGCUGAAAUGAACACUUAUA